Messenger RNA from Penaeus indicus, 4943 nucleotides. Its product is annotated as YLP motif-containing protein 1-like. Gene Ontology annotation, cellular component: actin filament. The transcript is spliced from 4 exons. The record is from RefSeq and is a predicted model, not a curated record. Lineage: Eukaryota; Metazoa; Arthropoda; Malacostraca; Decapoda; Penaeidae. The coding region runs from base 22 to 2826 and encodes 934 amino acids. Gene Ontology annotation, biological process: actin filament polymerization.
CGGGGCACCAGUCGUGAGCGAAUGGAGGAGUUCGAGGAAGCGGUGAUUGCCCUCGAGUGCUACAUGGCCUCGGUGCAGAAGGAGAUUGAGGAGAGGACUCAGGUUGUGACGCUCCUGGAGCAGGCCGAGAUCUUCUACGAGACGCAGCGGGGCGAAGCCAAGCUGGUAGCUAAUGCGUACAAGAAUUUUGGCAACCGUGUCAAGACCCUAAAAACAAAGUUGCAGGAAAAGAUGAAGACUUUACCGGAGCCGAGCCCUGUCCCGUCCCCAACUGUCGAUGCCCCCUCGCCGGAGAAUAGUGAUGAUGAAAAUUUGUCUCUUCCUGAUUCAGCGUCUUCGGCCAUGGAUUCUUUUUUGAAUUCCUCCAAAUUUGCUGAGCUGGCCAAGGGUGCACUGAGUGGGGUCACCGGAGACCUUGAGGCACGUAUCUCUGCUCUCAGGAAGGAGGAAAAGAUGGAAAAGUCUCAGCUGAAGUCUUCGUCCUGCAUGGAGGUGAAGGAAGUUCAGGUGAUCAAAGAUGGCAAUCAGAGCAGCGACAGCAUAGAGAUCUGGGAGGUGGCCAACUCCAAAGAAACCCACGGAACUUGGGACGGCAAGGAGACCUCGAGGGACACGGACGAGCGGAGGGAAGCGCUGGACGUCCACGAGGUCCACGAGAGCUGGGACCGAGAGGGAGCACAGCCGAGGGACUAUGCAAGGGAGCACAGGAGCUCACGGUCCUCGAGGGAUUCUAGAGAUUCACGCGACGGCGAGGUGCGGGAUUCGUACCGGAGCAGCAGCUGGGACCAUGGGGGGUCUGACCGGGAGUAUUCGCACAAGCCGAGGGAUCGAGAAUAUUCCCACACGCCUGCCAGCUCGUAUGACUCUCCCAUUCAGCCUCCAAAGGACCUCAAACCAAUGAGUGCAGCUGAGCUCCUUGACACAUAUCUAAGCAAGUCAAGUGGUGGCGGGGGGAGUGGAAGUAGCAAUGCCACCUCCCCUGUGACACCCGCAUAUGACACUGCCAAAGCCCCUUCCACUCCUACUUCGCAGUCGGCCAUUCCUGAUCUCACCCGUCCACCCCCAAGCCUUUCCAUUCCGCUGCCCCCAAACAAUCCCCCCCCAUCCGAUUCCCCCUCCCCGUAUGUGCCUGGCCCCUUCAGCAACUCGAGGCCCUUCACACCAAAAUCACAUUAUCCUCAGGGAUACCCUAUCCCCCCAGAGACACCACCCAAGCCAUCCUUUACUCCCACACCUACAAGUGAUCAGCCUCCACCCUAUCCUCCCUAUGAAACACCUCCGGUCUGGGUUCCUCCACCUCCUCCACCUCCUCCACCCCCAGAAAUGGAUGGUUUGGGUGGACCAGGAAGUGACUAUGAAAUGACCAGAAACUACAGUGGAGGAUGGUCUGACUAUGACCAAUAUGCCAACUCAGGGGACCUGAAUGAAGACGAUGCUGAUGAUCGCAAUUGGGGAGAACCUCCUGGCAAUGAAGAGCUAGAAGCUUUACAUUCAGACACACCUUCCUCUCCACCACCCUAUGAGAAAGGGUAUAGUGGCGCUCUCCACCCCCCUCCCCUACCUCCCGCAUUUUGUGGUCCUGCCAGGAGCAACUUGAGAGAAUUAGUAUCGGAAGGGGAGGAUAGUGAUCAUAGAACAAACCUGGUUAGCAUAAAGCCACGGGGAGCUGAUAUGGAUUACCGUUGCUAUGAUUACAGCUCGCUGUCUGACCCCACAGGAGAGUCUAGUGUGGCACCCAUUCCCUCAAUACAGUCUUUGUUUGCCCCAGGAGACGACCAGGAUUUUAGAGUGAAGAAGUCGGGAUUGAAGCAAAACAAUGCAGAUUCAGGUUCUGACAUGGACAUCAGUGCCUCUGAUUCAGAAAAUGAUAUGGACAUCAGUGAUGAGUCUGGGAAGGAGGGUGCUAAUAGUAGAAAAGAAGGUGAAGUAAAGGAACAAAAGUUAACAAAAGAAUCUGUUAAGAACAGUUCCUCUAAGAAAACCAGUAGUGAAAAUGAUGUGAUAAAGGACCGUUCGACUAUAAAUGACAAAGCCAAGCCAGUUGUGAAUAGUGCUAAGUCUGAGGCAGUUGGUGUGAAUACAAUAACAUCUGUACUGGAUAGUACAGGUCCUGUAAAGAGUGAAGAGGAGAAAGUAUCGAAAGAUGAGUGCAUCAAGAACAAAGAUGUAAAGCCUCUACCAGUGACUAAAAGAGAAUCAGAAGGUGGAUCAAACGGUAGUGUUAGUGAGGAUAAAGAGUGUGACUCGGAUAUGGGGGGCAGGGACUGGUAUGGGGAGUUUUGCCAGGAGGAGGCUGACGAUGAGCCACAAGGUGAAGAAUAUAUUCCAACAGUCAUAGCUAAGAGUGGUGGAAGGGACAGCAAAGAAAGACCCAAGAGUGGGGGAAGGGGAAAUGGAGAUCGGGAUUACUCAGUCAAUCGGAACUAUGGAGAGAACAAUGUGAUAGAUGUGAUGAAAAGCUUAGACCAAGAAUUCAACCAGCAGAGAGACAGAGGUAAAGGAAAUUUCGAGGGUUCGAAUCAUAGUCGGGGUGGGCAUUACGGGGGAAGCUACAGGGGUAGUGGGUUUAAUUCAUACCAAAGUAGAGGGGAGUUCUAUGGUAGUCCACACAACCAGAGGGGAAGAGGGCGAGGAGGGCCUGCUUUUCAUUCCCCCCGGGGCAGAGGCCGAGGAGGGUUCAACUCACAGCCAGGCGGGCACCAUGGUGACUUCCACCGUGGCACGCCUCCGUACAGUCCCUCGGCACGGGGUUAUCACAGCUCUGAUAACUAUGGAGGAGGGAGGGGAGGGAGGAGGGGGGGAAGAGGAGGGAGGCAGUGGUGGUGAAAAUGUAUUGAUAUUAUCUCAGAAUAAUUGAAUCUUAAAUUUUUGGUUUGUUUUUCAUUCAGCUACUGUAUAUUUAUAUGUUACUGUGGUCUCUUUUAUUAUAUAUAUAUGUCAAGGAGUCCACAAAGAGGAGUGUUAUGCAGUAGAUGGUACAAAUUUUCUUAGCCUUGGGGAAGAAGAGUUUAAAAAGAGAAGUACUUUGCCCAUAGAGAUAUAAGCCACCCACCUGUACUGUUGCUUCCAGGAUAUUGUCAGUAACAAUUUUUAAAUGGUAUUCAGAAAAAAAAGACAGGAGUUUUAUUUUUUGUGAUAGAAGGCAAUUUAUAAGAUCUUUGUUGAUUACAUGGUAUUUUCACCUAUACUAAUAGUACAUUGUCUUUGUACUUAGUGUGUAAGAUAACUAUUUUUCUUUUUUUCUUUUUUUUUCCCAAAGACCUGUCAAUGUUGAAGAUGAUCACUUGUAUAAACUUUUAACAGUUGUAAUUGUGCUCAUUGACAGAGCAGUUUAAAAAGCCUUUUGUCAUGCCUAUGUACAUGAGUUCAAACGAGACGGAAAUAAAAGGAACAUGACACUAGAAAAAAAAGGAAGAUGUCAUAUAUUUUAAAAAAAGGAAGUUUUGCUUUUUUGUUUUCAUGUACAAAAGCCCAACACACUCUCAAUUGCUACAGAUCUUAUGCUUACUUGUAGUUUAGCUUCUUCACACUUCUGCUUUCACUACUCUUGUUUGAAAUCUGUACAUGUGCAAAAAAAAAAAGAAAAAGAAAAAAAAAAAAGAAAGCUAAGUGCUGCUACAUUUGCAAGGCUGCAGUUCUUAGCUGUGAUUUAGCUGGAGGUGAAUGGAAAAUACACUUAGUGAUUUAUAACGAUAACUUCUGAGAAGUUACAUAUCAAUCAGUGCUGUGGAUAAGUCAAAAAUGGGAAGAAAAAAAACAAAAAAAAACAUUUAUUGGCUCAUAGGAGGAGGAUCCCAAAGCAUGUAAACUGUUUGUUUGUUUGUUUUGAUUUUGUCAGUGUAUGUAAUUUUAAUUUGGAAGUGUUGGGAAUAGAUGGAAAAUUGGCAGCUUGAUAAAUAGUGAAAUAGGUGAGUGAAUACAUAAAUACACAUAAAUACACAUAAAUACACAUGAAUACACAUAAAUACACAUAAAUACACAUGCAUACACAUAAAUACACAUAAAUACACAUAAAUACACAUAUAUACAUAUAUACAUAUACAUAUACACUUUUAUAUAUACAUAUACAUAAAUAUAUAUAUAUAUAUAUAUAUAUAUAUAUAUAUAUAUAUAUAUAUAUAUAUAUAUAUAUAAAUAUAUAUAUAUAUAUAUACAUAUGCAUAUAUAUAUAAAUAUACAUAUUCAUAUAUAUAUAAAUUUACAUAUUUAUACACAAAUAUACAUAUAUAUUUGUAUAUGCAUUUACAUGUGUAUAUGCAUUUGCACACACACACACACACUCACUCACUCACUCACUCACUCACUCACUCACUCACUCACUCACUCACUCACUCACUCACACACACACACACACACACACACACACACACACACACACACACACACACACACACACACACUCACUCACUCACUCACUCACUCACUCACUCACUCACUCACACACACACACACACACACACACACACACACACACACACACACACACACACACACACAUACACACACACACACACACUCACACUCACACUCACACUCACACUCACACUCACACUCACACUCACUCACUGCACUGCACACCCAGUCCCCCACAUACACAGCUCAUACAUCGUGUCUAUCAGUUAGCACAAAACCAUUAGAACUGAGAUGUGAGUAUACCAAUUUGUUAUUAAUGGUUUUGAUAAAUUUUAGAUGAAGAAGUGAACAUGCCUUUCAGCAGUGUUAUUUAUUUGUUUAUUUAUUUUAUCCAAGUGCCCCACUGUGUAUCACAAAGAAUUGAUGCUUUUUACAAGAAAGUUCCAUAGGUGAAUGUUUUGAAGACUGUAUCACAUAAAGGUUAAACCCAAGUAAUGCAUUAGGCUGUAGGGUUAGUGUGUAAGCCAAAAACUGUAGCUCUGUGGACUCUCAAUGGGCCAUCCUGUGGCUAAUAAAUCUGAUGGGUGUAA